CACUUCCUCUUGCUCAGCAGCAUCAGUAUGUUGUUUCCUUUGCUUUAGCUGUCAGCGACAAAACAGCUACACUUGUCUACAUUGAAGGGUUUAUUGUACUCACAUAUUUGGCGUUUAAGUAUUAAACAUGGAGGAAUAUCAUCCUGGAGACGAGGUGUCUUUCAAUCCAGAUGAUGCAAGUAAUGUUAUUAAAGAGUGCAUUGAGGGUAUCAUUGGGGGUGUGGACUACAGCCAGAACAAAGUGAACCAGUGGACGGCCAGCAUAGUCGAACACUCUCUCACUCAGUUAGUUAAACAGGGGAAACCUUUCAAGUUCAUAGUCAACUGUGCUGUGAUGCAGAAAAGCGGCGCAGGUCUUCACACAGCCAACUCUUGUUACUGGGACACUACUACUGACGGAAGCUGCACGGUUAGGUGGGAGAACCGUACCAUGUACUGUGUUGUCAGUGUGUUUGCUGUGGCUAUUGUCCUAUAAGCAGGAACCAGGUCUAAGACAUGAACACAUACACAGAUGGGCCAAAUCAUUUUCACUAAGAUCUCAUCCUGAAGUCUGUUUUGAAGCCACCUGCUGCAAGGGACCUAAACCAACUUCUGUUUUUGCUUUAAUUCAAAGUUGAAAUUGUAUUACUUGCGCUUACUUGCUAUCAUGCAAACAUUUUACCUGUAGUUGCUGUUUUACUUUUACUUACUUGUAACAUGCACCUUUGCUCUGUCUAAAAUGAAUUGAAAAUAUGUUGUUGCUUAAUUAUUAAAAUUGACUUGGAUUUAAUAAUUCAGUGUAGAGAAUAUAUGAGGAUGGUUUAGUCCUGGUUAAAACAAAUAAGCACAUCAGAAAUUAUAUUUAAACUCCACAACAUCCAGGGGAAAUUCACAAACAAUGCGAACGUGCCACAUCGCAUCAAACUACACGAUUUAUAGGAACUGAAAGUAUUUUCCUAUUUUAAAAAAAUUAAAAUGAUUACUUAAAUUGGUAUGAGUACAGAUAUGAAAUAGAAGGCAUCAAUGCAUGUAGUUUUUUGAGGCACAUACACAAAAAAUAUUUAUAAAUACCAUGCAGAAUUUUGGUUGAAAAAUUUUAGCAGCAACUUUAUAAUUGUUUCUCCUUUUAAUAAACCUAUUGUUUUGCAUUGUU
Triplophysa dalaica is the source of this 1132-nucleotide messenger RNA. It is a transcript of the gene dynlt3, whose product is annotated as dynein light chain Tctex-type 3. Gene Ontology annotation, cellular component: cytoplasm; cytoplasmic dynein complex; kinetochore. Bases 128 to 475 code for a protein of 115 amino acids. Gene Ontology annotation, biological process: microtubule-based movement. The record is from RefSeq and is a predicted model, not a curated record. NCBI's taxonomy places the organism in Eukaryota, Metazoa, Chordata, Actinopteri, Cypriniformes, Nemacheilidae. The transcript is spliced from 5 exons. Gene Ontology annotation, molecular function: dynein intermediate chain binding.